ACAAUAAAAUAGUUACAAUCAAAUGUCAAUGUUAUGAGUUCUUUAUAAUAUUAUUGAUGGCCAUAGGAACAAAAUAGGUAACAUAGCUGUGUGGUUUAUGAUUAUAACUUUUUUUUUUAACAUUUAUUAGAAGAUAUACAAUCUGUAAUAUUAUUUACAAUGAGCAUAUUAUGAGCGGAAUUUACAAUGACUGUGACAGUGUGAGGUGAGUACCUAGCUACCCAGCAAUCACACUUGACGUGAAGUAUGAAUAUAACUAUAAGUGUAAAACUCUGUUUAGCUAGUGUCGGUUAAAAAACUAAACUUAGACGUGCCAUAAUGAAUUUUUUUUCAGUUAUUUUACUAACAUUGUUAUUGUUUCUAUCGUCUUUAAUAUCAUAUAUUGGAUCGAGAAAUUUAAAUAUUCUUUCUGUGUUACCACUAGGUCCAUAUAAAUUGAACUUCAAACAGGUAAGGAGUUGUGAUUCUUCAAAAUCCUAUAAAAUACAACAUAAUUUUUACCUGAGCUUUAACCAAAUAUCCAACGCAACUGAAAUCAGAGGAACUACAAUCAGUAUCGUUCCAUUUGAUGACACUUUGUUUAUGGAAGCAAAUGUUGCAUUACGAGAUAAAGACGGGAAUUGGAAAGACAAUACGUAUAUGCACAAGUCUCCAAAAGCUUGCUCGUCAUUCAGGAAUUUAAUGGGCGCCGAGUGGACCACGGUGAUAAACGGUUUGGGAAUAAAGAAUGCCACAUGCCCUAUACCACCGGGCAAUUAUACGGGUACAGGCGUGGAUACAUCGUUAAUUUCAAACACCAAUUUCCCUAAAACAUUUGUUUACGGGACGUACAGACUUCGAUAUUAUUAUACUCGUAAUAAUGAAGUUUAUACAUGCUUAAUUUAUGUAUUUGAAAUUAAGCCCCUUUAACAUAGAUUUUAUAAUAGUUUAUACAAAAGUAUACAUGACACAAUAUGUUAUGUAUUGCUGUAUCAUGAAUAUUAUAUAAAUAAUAUUAAGAUUAAAACUAUUUGCUAUAGGUUUUGAAAAGAAUCAUAAUAUGUCACAGGUGAAAUUCCAAAACAAACUAUACAAUAUUUAAUAAUCUAAUUAACAGCGUAGAAACAUAUUGCAAUCCAUCAAAUUAGAUUAAGAUAACAAUAUUAUGUAAUCAAAUAACAUUUAGUAUAAUUUUUAGCAUAGUCAAUAAGUACAAUGUAUAACUAGGCUAAGCUUAAUACCGAUAUUACCGAUACUGCUUCGAUAAUAAAAUUGAUAUAUAAAAAUACGUGAAAACAGAAAAAGGGUUAGUGCUGGUGAUCGUGUGACGCGAUCACCACUGAACGCUAGUGUUUAAUAAAAGUGCUUAUAAUACUA
Messenger RNA from Acyrthosiphon pisum (pea aphid), 1356 nucleotides. RefSeq lists its product as uncharacterized. The record is from RefSeq and is a predicted model, not a curated record. Bases 319 to 909 code for a protein of 196 amino acids. The transcript is spliced from 4 exons. Lineage: Eukaryota; Metazoa; Arthropoda; Insecta; Hemiptera; Aphididae.